AGCAAGCGCAUUCAAUACAUCGUACCCACGAGCAACAAGGGAAGGCAGAGGAUGGUGCUAGGUCGUCCCUCUUCGGCUCCCGGUGGGCCGACGGGCGUCUACUAUCUCAUCGCUCGCAUUUUGUCGGCAGCGACGCGGCUCGAGACGUCGACGUCGAUCUCGCUGACGCUGUCGAGACUUCGGCAGUGGAAGGCAAGCCGGGGCGACAAGAUCAAGUACACGUUCAUGGUCGUUGUGGCCUCCAUCUGCUUCUACGUCAUGACGUCGCCACCUUUUCCCUACAAGCUCGCCAUUCCCGGCCUCUUUACAGUUCUGAUCCUCGUGCCCAUCACGUCGCAAUUCUUCCUCCCAGCCGCACCCAUCCUGCUCUACCUUCUCAUCUUCUUCUCAUCGCAGUUCGUUCCUGCGCCUUCACGCCCGCACAUCUGGGUCUCGGUCCUGCCCACGCUCGAGACCAUCCUCUACGGCGGCUCCAUCUCUGACAUUCUCACCCGGUUUGGGCACCCUCUGCUCGAUAUCCUCGCCUGGAUCCCCUAUGGCGUGGGCCACUUUGUCAUGCCUUUUGUCGUGGCCGCCUUCAUCUUCGUCUUUGCACCUCCGGGCGCGACCAAGUUCUUUGGAGCGGCAUUCGGCUUCAUGAACGUUUUUGCCGUCAUUAUGCAAUUCCUCUUUCCCUGCGCUCCUCCGUGGUACGAGCUUCGCGAGGGUCUCACGCCUGCGAAUUACGGCAUGAAGGGUUCGCCCGCCGGCCUCGCGCGCAUCGACGCCCUCUUCCACUCGCACGGCUACACCUCUGGCUUCACCAAUGCGCCAGUGCCCUUUGGUGCCUUCCCGAGUCUGCACGCAGCCGACGCGACCAUCGAGGCGCUGUUCUGCAGCUACUUCUUUCCCCUCAUGCUCGAGAUUCCCAUCCCAUUCAGCGGCUCAGGCAAAGGAGCACGAAAAAGACUCCGACUCGAUGCGCGGAUUCUGUACUGGGCCUAUGCCUUUUGGCUCUACUGGUGCACCAUGUACCUUAUGCACCACUACCUCGUCGACCUUGUUGGAGGAAGCUGCCUCGCCACCAUCUCCUUCUAUUACUUCCUUACGGACGAGAUGCGAGUAGCCAUGGAGCAGAACUAUGCCUACCGACCAUCAGAGGCGGCGCCCAUGUCUGCUGCUCCUCCGGCAAAUUACCCCAGAGAGGCGUUCGGCACUCGCUCCAGUAUGGAUCUUGCGAGACUCAGCAAUGGCGGCGAGGGAGGUCGGCCACAUCUCUCUUCGAUUGAUGGAUCAGCUGGGGGUGUGAGGAUGAAGGACAUGGGGGGCAAAGCUAAUGGCGGAAGCGGAAGUGGCAAGAGCAACGACAACAAGGUCCUCUUCCAGGUCGACGAGGGUCGCGAGGAAGAGGACGACGACGGAAAUGACUGGGGCAACAGCGAUGACGAGGAGACGGGAGAGAAGUCGACGACUGCCUCGGCAAGCCAUAGUGGGAGAUAGCAGCAACAAGCUUGACGACAACAACGAAUUAAUACAACACAGGCCCUCCCAAGAUGUACCCAUAGCCAGAGCUAGUCUCUCCCACCCUCUCCUGCAAUCCAGAGAUCAUCGAAGGAAGAAGCCCUGU
This is a messenger RNA of Acaromyces ingoldii, 1606 nucleotides long. Its product is annotated as PAP2-domain-containing protein. The record is from RefSeq and is a predicted model, not a curated record. Gene Ontology annotation, biological process: sphingolipid biosynthetic process; inositol phosphoceramide metabolic process. Lineage: Eukaryota; Fungi; Basidiomycota; Exobasidiomycetes; Exobasidiales; Cryptobasidiaceae. The transcript is spliced from 2 exons. Gene Ontology annotation, molecular function: inositol phosphoceramide synthase activity. Gene Ontology annotation, cellular component: inositol phosphoceramide synthase complex. Bases 52 to 1479 code for a protein of 475 amino acids.